AUGGUUGAUCCACUAGGUGUGGCCGAGCUAGCCCUUGGCACUGGGUCAUUAACUCUACAAGCGGUCGAUGAAUGUAUUAAAUUUUAUAAGUUGUUUGCCGAAGCGUCGCAUAUGCCCGAGACUCAGAGGUUUCUACAGGUCCGGCUACAAAUGGAGCAACAACGAUUUCUUAACUUUGCAGAAGAAGUCGGAUUCUUAUCAGCCGACGCAGAUCUUAACCGGUCCUUGUCCGCCCAUUCCUCAACGAUUCAGGGAGCUGUGCUAGAAUUGAAGACGCUAUUCGAGAAGUUUCAGCAGGUGAAUGGGAGAUAUGUUUCCCUAACGCCACACGAUGAGUCUAGUGAAAGCGCCUCGCCGCCAAGCUUAACGGACCUCCUGCAUGACACGAAAACAAGAGUGGAAAGUAUCAACCUAGUAUCAACCAUCAAAGAAGAAGCAAAGUCGUCAGAGGUAGGCUCCAUCAUCGAAAAUGCGAAAAAGAGAGCCGCGAAACUUCGUAAAAUAGUCACCGAGCCAAGGCGUCUGGUCUGGGCUGCAUUUGACCAAGACAAGUUCAUUGAGCUUGUGAGGAAGCUAUCCGAGAUCAACACAUACCUCAUUGCGUUUCUUGAUGACGCGCGGGCGCGGAAGAUCGAAAAGGCGACGGAAGCGAGCUAUCUCGAGAUGCUUCAAAUGCGAAACGACGUCGAUGGAUUGAAAGCCAUCGUUCAAGCAUUGACGCACGUGGCUUAUCAGAAUCAAGUGGUUCGCUGGACCCCGACCACAACAGAAGCGCUUGAAUUUCCUGCUGCGACAGUCAAAGUACAAGCCAGCAUGAGACGUAUGAUAACCAUGAGGCAAUUGGCAAACAUCAAAAUUCAUCGGUUGGAAGUCAGCCAGGAUGGCGAGUCCGAUUUAGGCACUACCCCGGCCAGGCUUGACAACGACUUCAAUAUCACAGAUUCGUUUGCACCCGGAGAAAUUACUGACUCGCGGCAAAUCAUAUCGUUGAGCAAACAGAACGUGUGGCUAGAGCUGCUUAGCAUUGCGCUGCCCGAGGAUUUUCGAUCCCCCCAUUGUCAGGGAUACAUCAGAAUACAUGACAAGGGCAGCCAACCAAUCUUCAAAUUGGUUCUCAAGGCCCCUGAUGAGAUACAUUCCCCGGUGACCAUUUUCAGCCUCCGGGACCUCCUAGCUGCAGUGCCGAUGCCUUCUCUCUCACGACGCGCUGCACUGAGCCUCACAUUAGCAACGUCUCUGGGGAAUUUCCACAACGUGGGCUGGCUGCACAAAGGCCUUCGAAGCCGGAAUAUCCUCCUCGUUAGCUCAAACCUGAAGACAGCGGAUCUCAGCCAGCCCUACAUCACAGGCUUCGAACUCUCACGCCCGAGCGAGAUGUCAGAGCUAACAGACAAGGCAAGAUUUGAACCAGAAGUGGACAUGUAUCGACACCCGUUGGUCCAAGGAGGGGAAAACGCUGGCGCAUACGGCAAAGCGUAUGAUCUCUACAGCUUAGGUAUCGUAUUCUUGGAGAUUGCGUACUGGUCACCUAUCGAAAGCAUUCUAAACAUUGAGAACGUGGGUACUCUCACUGCCGAAAAAUUACGCUCCAUUCGUGCCACGAUCAUCGACGAUGGACGAGAAAUCGAGCCAAAUGCACUAGAGGGCGGCAUCGAGCUCCUGACUUCAUCACACUUUGUAGAAUCUAGAUUUCUGCAGAGGGUGGCCGCUCUCUGUGGCGACCUUUACCGCGACAUUGUCCAGCUCCUCCUUCGCGCUACCGAGAUCGAGUCUCCCGUUUAUCGUGGGGAGAAGGCGGCCUCUCGCCACCGGAGGCUGCAGGAUAUUUUUCGAGAGGGAGUGCUGGAGCGGCUGCAGAAAAUCAACGAGGGAUUUUAG
This is a messenger RNA of Clonostachys byssicola, 1878 nucleotides long. Lineage: Eukaryota; Fungi; Ascomycota; Sordariomycetes; Hypocreales; Bionectriaceae. The record is from the annotation of a GenBank genome assembly.